This is a messenger RNA of Morchella sextelata, 915 nucleotides long. RefSeq lists its product as uncharacterized. Gene Ontology annotation, molecular function: metal ion transmembrane transporter activity. The record is from RefSeq and is a predicted model, not a curated record. Gene Ontology annotation, cellular component: membrane. Gene Ontology annotation, biological process: transmembrane transport; metal ion transport. NCBI's taxonomy places the organism in Eukaryota, Fungi, Ascomycota, Pezizomycetes, Pezizales, Morchellaceae. The coding region runs from base 1 to 915 and encodes 304 amino acids. The transcript has 5 exons.
AUGCCAGCAGCUCUCAUCUCCUUUAGAGCUGAAAGCGACCAACAGUCCGGGAUUAAUAUUCCCAGCCCGACCAGUCCUUACCCUGAGUUAAACAGUGCCAUCGAAAGAACUAUGCAAUCGCAAAAAGACGAGCUCAUUCAGAUCUUUCAAGACAGGAUAUCUUACAUUGACCUAAUUAUACACAGCAAAUUUGCUGAACACCAAAAAAAAUUGUUUGAUCUACUUGCCUCUAUAAAGAUAGAGCUUAUAAGUAUUACGAGAGUUGUCGAAACCCAGAUACAAGCAUUAAAUAAGCUCCAAAUACAUUUCGGUGAUAACAAUAACUCUCAAACUCAGCAGCGUGUAGAAGAGCGGAAAAAAUUCAAGAAGUGUUUUGAGGACUUUUUGGUAGAAAUAAAGAACUCUCAAAAUAUUACAGUGGAGCUCGCAAAGAUUGAGACGAUGCGCCAACAGCAAACCGCAGCAGAGACUUCUAUACGGAUGACAGAGGAGAGAAUUUCUCAGGAAGCCGCGGCUGCAGAGAGAUUUCGAGCGAGGCAAGAAGAGAUGCACGAGAGAAACAUGGAAUAUACUAUACGGGCACAGGAGUUCCGUGAAGAGACCACACUGGUAUUCACGAUUGUCACGACAAUCUUUCUACCACUAAACUUUUUCACAUCGUACUACGGAAUGAACACAGCUGACAUACGUUCGACCGCAUCGACUCAGGACGACUUCUGGACCGUUUGCGGGCCUAUUUCAGUCGUUGUUGCCGUGAUAGCGCUUGCAAUCGGAUGCCGCAAGCAAAUAGCCCGUUCUGCGCCCUCCCGGUGGAUAAAGGCCAGGACCCCCCGAGUACUAGUGCGAACCCCCGCAAUUGAUAGGGUAAUAUAUGCAGCGUUCUCCGGCCUCUACUCCCUGGUUUUACUCAAUUGA